UAUUUGUAUUGUCAUUAAGUUGGCACUACUGCUGUUAUGCAAACUCAGCUGUCAGAGCUGACAUUUGUUGGUCAGGAAAAAUUUUUCACAUCUAUUAAUUAUAAAACGGAGCCCUCAAAAUGUCGGCCGCAGCAGCUAGUGCCACUAGAAAGCAGGAUAUGCCUCCACCGGGUGGCUACAAGAAAAUUCCAUACUUACGUGUGCCAGCCAAGAGUUACUUCACAGGCUUUCAAAUGAUUGGCGGUUAUGCGGCCAUCACAGCUGUGGGCAUGUACGUAUACUACUUGACCGCAAAGAAAGUGCUGCGUGAGGAAAUCGAGAAUCGUUCAGCGCACUUUGUUAUAUAUCCACUACUUAUUGCAGAACGUGAUCGCGAAUACCUAAAGCAAUUGCGUCGUAAUCGUGACGAAGAGGCUAAGCUGAUGGAAAACGUACCUGGCUGGGAGGUCGGCACCUGGUAUGGCGAGCCCGUUUACAAGACCUUACCAAAAGAUACACUUGUCACUCCCUUGUUCAAGGAGUUCUACGCGCACACCGAUUACAAAUCAUACGCUAAGCGUGCUCAUCUUAAAUUGUGGUCGUAAACCGCUAGCUUAUACUUUCGCUUUUAGUUUUUCUGCCAUUCGUUCGUAAUGCAUAUAUAUUAUCAUCGAAAUGCUAAUGGUAUAGUAAACAAAUAAAGUAAAUAAACCUUA
This is a messenger RNA of Ceratitis capitata (Mediterranean fruit fly), 695 nucleotides long. It is a transcript of the gene ND-B16.6, whose product is annotated as NADH dehydrogenase [ubiquinone] 1 alpha subcomplex subunit 13. NCBI's taxonomy places the organism in Eukaryota, Metazoa, Arthropoda, Insecta, Diptera, Tephritidae. Bases 120 to 584 code for a protein of 154 amino acids. The transcript is spliced from 4 exons. The record is from RefSeq and is a predicted model, not a curated record.